CCGUCUUGAUGUACACAUCAGAUGACUGGAAAGGUUAUUUUUAUUAAAAUAAAAUUUAAAUUAAUUUCAUAAAUGCCUGUAAAGUGCAUAUUUAGGCAAAACUAAGUUUGUGUAUGUAUUGUGAACCAGUAAAAGUAGAUCCUAUUCCUAGUCAUAAUGUUUUUUCUAUGUUUCAUGUUAAUGAUCGUGCUGCCCCUAUUUUUCAUAGGGAUUAUUCUGUUCGGUGCUUUUGUGAUCGUGCCGUGUGCAUUCAUAUUUGCAUCAUGGUACAUGCGUAUCAAGGAGCGUAAACUGCAACGGAGAAAGCGAGAUGGAACGAAUGUGGCCUUCUUCCAUCCGUACGCUAACGCUGGCGGAGGCGGAGAGAGAGUUCUGUGGGUGGCCAUCAAGGCGUUACUAGCCAGAUAUCCAGACACCAACAUCUUCAUAUACACAGUGGAGACAGCAGAGCCCCAGACGAUAUUGGACAAAGCCCAGAACCAGUUCAACGUGAAAGUUGAGCCAGAAAAGAUCACAUUCAUCCGGUUGUCCAUGAAGAAAGUCAUCGAAGCGAAGUCCUACCCGUACUUCACGCUUAUCUUGCAGAGCCUGGGCUCAAUGAUACUGGGGAUGGAAGCAUUUAUGAAGCUGAAUCCAGACGUGUACAUAGACACCACCGGUUUCGCGUUCACGUACCCCAUAUUCCGGUACCUGGCGCAAUGCCCCGUGGGCUGUUACACCCACUACCCCACCAUCACGGCGGCAAUGACGCGCCGUGUCAAACACCGCAUCGUGGCGCAUAAUAACUCGUCCGUGAUCGCUCGGAACCCCGUGUUCACUUGGCUGAAGGUGCUUUACUACAAGCUGUUCGGGUGGCUAUACGGCUGGAUGGGGCGCUGCGCGGACGUGGUUAUGGUCAACGGCACGUGGACGGAGGACCACGUCAACGACCUCUGGAACAUUCCCUUCAGCACCUACAGGGUGUAUCCGCCGUGCGAGGUGACAGAGCUGAAGCAGCUCCGAUCGCUCGUCAAAGACUCGGAUCCGAUCCGAAUCCUGUCCGUGGGCCAGUUCCGGCCGGAGAAAGACCACCCGCUGAUGCUGCAGGCCAUGUAUGAGCUACGGAAUCUGCUGGUCAAGAACGAGAUGCUGUGGAAUAAGAUCAAACUGGUCCUCGUAGGCGGCUGCAGGAACGCGGAAGACGAGGAGCGCGUGCAGAACCUGAAGGACCUCGCCAAGCACCUCGCGCUCGAGGACAACGUACAGUUCGUCGUCAACGCGCCCUACGCGCGCCUGCUGCAGCUCUACCAGACCAGCAGUAUUGCGCUGCAUGCCAUGUGGAACGAGCACUUCGGCAUCAGCGUAGUGGAGUGCAUGGCGGCAGGCCUUGUUACCAUCGCGCACCGCUCAGGCGGCCCUCUAGCGGACAUCAUUGAAACUUCUGCCGGCUCGCGAACAGGCUUCCUGGCCGCCGAGCCUGACGAAUACGCCAGGGCCAUAUUAGAGGUCAUCGCGCUGCCCUCGGAUGAGAGGAAGCGGAUUAUCGAGGCUGCUAGGGCUUCUGUGGACCGUUUCUCGACCAUGGAGUUCGAGAAGGCAUUUCUCCGCGCUGCGGAGCCCCUCAUGCGGAUAGACUAACUACUAGUAGUAGACUGUACAUUACGUUCCAUUAGCUAUAAGUAUUCUAAUAAUAAUUGUAAUUUAAAAGCAAUAUUAAGUUUUACCAAAGUUGC
Messenger RNA from Ostrinia furnacalis (Asian corn borer), 1712 nucleotides. It is a transcript of the gene Alg11, whose product is annotated as ALG11 alpha-1,2-mannosyltransferase. Lineage: Eukaryota; Metazoa; Arthropoda; Insecta; Lepidoptera; Crambidae. The record is from RefSeq and is a predicted model, not a curated record. The transcript is spliced from 9 exons. Gene Ontology annotation, molecular function: GDP-Man:Man(3)GlcNAc(2)-PP-Dol alpha-1,2-mannosyltransferase activity. Gene Ontology annotation, biological process: dolichol-linked oligosaccharide biosynthetic process; protein N-linked glycosylation. Gene Ontology annotation, cellular component: endoplasmic reticulum membrane. The coding region runs from base 157 to 1617 and encodes 486 amino acids.